GAAGAUUAUUAUUAUAUUAAAUUAAUUGUAGAAGAGGAAUUAUUGGUGGGAAAAAGGAAGUUGGUGGGUGUGUGUAUAAAUAAGAGUCACGAGGUCGAAACUCAUUCCCCUUGCCUUCGCCGUUCUUACUCAUUCCAUCAUUGUGGGAAAGACAAUGGAUCAGGCCAAGCCCAGAUUCCUAAUCGAAGCAACGGAAGCAGAGUCCAUGGGCCAAUCAUCGGGCCUGUCACUGACCCAACUCCUCCCAUCGCUGGUGUCGUGGGCGCAGUCGCUGGCCCGGGUCCCCAUCUCAAAGUUCCCGGUAGCAGCCGUCGGACUUGGGGCGUCGGGUCGGAUCUUUGUCGGUGUUAACGUCGAGUUCCCGGGUCUCCCUUUCCACCACACAAUCCACGCCGAACAGUUCCUCGUCGCCAACCUCGCCAUCAAUGCCGAGACUCGCCUCGAGUCCUUCGCCGUCUCCGCCGCCCCUUGCGGCCAUUGCCGGCAAUUCCUCCAAGAAAUCCGUGACGCCCCCGACAUCCAAAUCCUCAUCACAGACACCGAAGCUCCUCAACUCACCCCUCUCUCUCACUUCCUCUCUCACCGUUUUGGCCCUCACGACCUUCUCCCCAAAGGCGUUCCUCUUCUCCUCGAACCUCACAACAACGCUCUUUCCCUUCCCUCUCAUCUCACUCUCAACUACUCUAACCCUAAGUUACAGCUCGCCGCCUUAGACGCCGCCAAUCUCUCCCACGCGCCUUACAGUGGGUCCCCCUCCGGCGUCGCUCUUCUUGAUUCUCAGGGUAACCUCUACAAAGGCUCUUACAUUGAAUCCGCUGCUUAUAACCCCAGCUUGGGUCCACUCCAGGCGGCCAUCGUGGCCUUCGUCGCUGCCGGCGCCGGCGAGUACGAGGACAUCGUGGCGGCGGCGUUGGUGGAGAAGGAGGGAGCGGUUAUAACGCAGGAGCACACGGCAUGCUUGCUUCUUCAAUCCAUCUCCCCUCACUGCCACUUCAAGACCUUCCUUGCCAUUUGUUCUUCUUCUCAUCUUUCAACUUGAAUGAGUCAAUUAAUUCAUAUUUUAUAUUUGAUUUGGAAAGCACCCUCAUCUCAUGUAACCAUUUAUUUCCUCCCCAACUUAUGUUAUGGUCACCCACAUGCUGUAUAAUAAAAUUAAUCUCCUUAUUAUUAUGCCUCCCUUUUUCGAAUGGAAUUUU
Abrus precatorius (Indian licorice) is the source of this 1196-nucleotide messenger RNA. Its product is annotated as cytidine deaminase 1-like. The transcript has a single exon. Gene Ontology annotation, cellular component: cytosol. The record is from RefSeq and is a predicted model, not a curated record. NCBI's taxonomy places the organism in Eukaryota, Viridiplantae, Streptophyta, Magnoliopsida, Fabales, Fabaceae. Bases 155 to 1039 code for a protein of 294 amino acids. Gene Ontology annotation, molecular function: cytidine deaminase activity; zinc ion binding.